AUGCCGUCGACGUUCAUAGCAGAUCCUCAAAUACUUCAGCCCAUCAGUCACAUCCCCAACGAGCCCCUCAUCCAGGGAAAACUAGCAAGAACAGUCCCCACAGGGGGCCACAAUGAUGCCUGCACCGAAGGAGAACAGCCUUCUAUAUCCUGUCGUCCGGUCCCCUCCACCGACCCAAUUCUUCCUCAUGUGGAGUCUAAAUCUCUUCCUGACCCAGAGGAGCUGAGUUGGUUGCUUAGCACCCACCUUCGUAUACACGAUAAUGAGAGUGACUCACAGUGGGCUGGAGAACAGAUCGUAAGACCGACCCCAGAAAGCCAUCAAAAUAAACUCCUGAACCUGUCCUUCAGCCCGCGUGUCCUGCAGCCUCCACGUCUACACAAACGGGUAACUCUCCCUGCUCUGCCUAUAGGGGGCAAUAGUGGGUCAAACCCAAAACCAGGACCCUCAAUGAACCACAAGCCCCAUCAGCUUCUUCCGCCUCCUCCUUCCAGAGGUUUGCCAUGCUACAGUGCAGGGAUUGUCACCGUGACUCGUGGCCGGCUAUCCCAGCCUUGGCCAGCAGUGGUCAGGAGAGAGCCUGACCCCGAACACGACGCUUCGUCAAAAUGUCUUGAUGUCACUGUCUCUACACUCCAGCUUUUUGGGUGUGGCUCUGUUGCCCAGGUGACGACCUCUCACAACACUAAGGGCGACUACCUGUCAAUCAACCUCGGGUUUGCACUGGGCACCACAUUUGGAAUCUACAUUGCAAAAGGGGUAUCAGGAGCUCACCUGAAUCCAGCAGUUUCCCUCAGCCUGUGUGUCCUGGGCAGAUUCUCCUGGACUCGUUUUCCUUUCUAUGUGUGGUCACAGAUUUUAGGAGCAUUUCUGGCUGCAGCAACUGUUGCUCUUCAGUACUAUGAUGCCAUAAUGGAGUUCACUGGAGGGCAUCUGACAGUUCGUGGUGCCACUGGCACAGCUGGUAUCUUCUCCACUUACCCAGCAGACUACCUGAGUCUAUGGGGAGGAGUGGUAGACCAGAUAAUUGGCACUGCUGCUCUUCUAGUAUGUGUUCUUGCAUUGGGAGAUCCUCAUAACACACCAGCACCUCCUGGUCUGGAGCCUGUCCUGGUAGGAGCAGUUGUCCUGGUCAUCGGGAUUUCAAUGGGAUCUAACAGUGGAUAUGCCAUCAACCCGGCACGAGACAUCGGACCAAGACUCUUCUCUUACAUUGCAGGCUGGGGAGACGAGGUGUUCAGGGCCGGACAUGGAUGGUGGUGGGUACCGUUGGUUGUAACAUGUGUUGGUGCUCUUCUGGGUUCAUUACUUUAUGAGCUGCUGAUUGGAGUACAUCAUCCAGACUCAGAGCCAAUGGAUCCUGAAGGCCUGACAGCGAAGGUCCAGCAAACUCUGGAGUUAGACAGUGUCCAGUCCAAGUUUGACACCAUUAAAGAAAACGGCAAGGAAAGAAUAUUUUCCAUUACCUCAGCGGAUAUAAGAUAAAGCGAAAAGAAUCGGUCAAAUGCGUGAUGGAAUCUGAUUUGUUACUAUUUAAAUGUUAAAUGCAUUCAAUUUUUGGAAGCAAUCAUUAUCACAGUAAUUGUCUGGCAAAGUAUUGUGGUCUUCUACAUCUUAUCUAGUAAUUUUAGAUUUCUUUGUAGGUUUCUAAUCAAAUGUCAACAAUGGCGUUGUAAAAACCUGAAGGCUGGCUGAUGUCUUUAAAACGUUACUAUUUAAAACACAGUUACUAUUUGUAACACUAUCUAUUCAAUGCUGAAUUGUGGUUCAGUAAAGAGUGCUUUAUAUUUUCUUUUGUUAGAAAAAAAUCGAAAUAUACUCGAUACCAGUUCUAAUGAAGCGGUAAAGCUUAACAGUAAUUUUUUUUUUGUUUAUUAAUGUUAAUAUGAAUAAUUUAAACAAUUAACAUGAACAAUGAUUAAUGCAUUGACACAUGAAACCUCUAUACUAAAGUGCUAUCUAUUAAUUUUCUACCUACAAAAUGUUUUGAUUUUAGAUGUAUUUUCAACAUUAAUUGCAUUGCAUUCAAAGAUUGAUAUGAAACUAUGUCCAUUUUCUAUUAUUAUG
Messenger RNA from Pimephales promelas (fathead minnow), 2067 nucleotides. NCBI's taxonomy places the organism in Eukaryota, Metazoa, Chordata, Actinopteri, Cypriniformes, Leuciscidae. The record is from RefSeq and is a predicted model, not a curated record.